AUGUCUGCAGCAGUUGGAGGCGCUCCUCCCGCCCAUGGGCAUAACGAUUCUGUAAACGGAAGAAAUCCCACCAUCCCUGCCAUCCCCUCUGUCAACGGGAGCGUUUCACUACCUGAUCAUACGCGCAAACCGUCAAUGACAGUUACACCAGCUGGCACCACUGGCUUUGCGGCAAACGGCGGUGCUCCUGGAGGUCCUCAAAACAAGCCGGGAAAUAUUCAGUUCGGUUCGUUGGGAGUGGCAAACCCUGCUGGUUCCCCUGCGAUGGGCACACCCCCUUCGUUGGCGCACCAAAACUCGGCAAAUCUCAGUGUGAGCCAACUGAAUCCUCGCGCAACAUCUCCUUCAAAUUCUCCCUCACCGAUUCCUCAACCUGCUUCCGUCAGUGGCGGUCGCCCUCCUACUGGUUUUCAGGGUCCACAAAAUGGAUAUACAUUCGGACAGCUCUCAGGCGAUCAAAAUGACCCAAGUGGCAUGACCAGGCCGAUGUCUCAACUACAAUUUGGACCUCAACAAGAGCAUAUGAGACGAGGCUCUUCGCAGUCGAUCCACAGCGAUGUCGGUGGCCCAGGUAUCCCAGCGGGCCCGACCCGUGGCGGCUUUCCAGGUGGUCCAGGUCGCGGGAGAGGCUUCAAUCCUCCAUAUCAGCAACAGCCCAUGCAUUUCUCUCCCCAACAACAAUUCCGACCUACCUCGAACGGACGCUCAUUCCAAACCGGAUAUCAAGGUCGAGGUCAGCCACUCCCUUACCAAGGAUCUCCCGCCAUGGGCACCCGUAGCCCUGCUCUUGUCAACGCCCAACCAGGAACGCCGAAUAUGGGAGGUCAAAUACAUAUGGUACAGCCCGGGAUGCAACCUCAACCCAAUGGAUAUUAUAUGGGACCCCAACAUGUAAAGAACCACCCGCAGUUUUCUUCUUCCCGUGAUCCCGCAAGAGAACCCAUGAGAGAGAGGGGCAAACCUACGAGAGGCCGGAACCGUGGCGGUCGUGGAGCUGGUCGCGGUAAAGGCCCUGGUAGAGGUGGACACGAGGAGGGAUCAACUUUUUACAGCAAAGAUCCAGCCUCGGACUACUACCGCCCCGAUCUCGCGCAUCAAUCUGUUCAAGUUGUCCCCGAACUUGUGCAAACCCCCAUUCAAGUUGUCACAAAUAAUCCCAGUGUACUUCCCUACCCUGACCUAUCCCCUGAGUCUGGCAAUUUUGAGCGUUAUUCAGAACACUUUCUGACUGCGAGAGCACAGGCCUUCCCCAUGACGCAGGCUGAUCCUAGUAUUCAGCAAAUGUAUCUGCAGCAAAUGUAUGCCCCAGGCGGCAUGCAGCCUCAAUACAAUGCUCAAUACGGCAUGCAGCCCCAAUCCCCUCGCCCGCACUUCAACCAGGGCAUGUAUGCACCCAGCAUGCAGCCUUCAUACAGCAACCAGGGCGGACCGCCGCCUUCGAUGUCGAGGCAGUCAUCCCAAAUAUCUGCUCCUGACCGACCUGGUUCCAGCAUUGGCCAACAGCCGCCGACUCCAGGCCCUACCGGGCCCCCGCAUCCAGCCAAUCGAGCCCCGAGUGUGUCUUCGCAGAAGUCAAACUACACAAUUCCCCCAAAGAAGAGUGCAGCCAUCACAAUCAAGAACACUGCAGGCGAGGUUGUCUCUUUUAACAAGUCGCCUGCGUCGCCUGCGAACGCGACUCCGGUCUCGGCUACAGUUCCCCCACAGCCUGUGUCCACGCCUCCCAGUCGGACUGCCAGCGCCGCCGACAAUGCUCACGGCCGGACAGAAAGCGUCAGCACAAAGUCUGCAGAAGAGGUGAAGAAGCAAAUGCAAGAAGCUGUGGCCAAGAAGAUCGCAGAAGACGAGGCCAGGUUGAAACUGGAGAAGGAGAAGGCCGAAAAGGCAGAGAUGGAGAAAGAAGCUGCAGCGCUGGCCGAGCGGGAGGCUGCCGAGGCUCAGGCCAAGGCGGAGGCGAUGGAGAAAGAGGCCAAAGAGGCCAAAGAGGCUGCGGAGAAAGCUGAGGCUGCUAAGCAGGCUGAAGAGACAAAGCCGGAAGAGGCUCCAGUAGCGGCCACCAAUCCGCAGCAGGACGAGCUCGACUUGGAUGCCCUUGCUGCUGAAAUGGAGGCCGAGGAGGCUGCCAGGGAAGCAGAAGAACUGAGGCGUGAAGAAGAAUACAAAAAGAAUAAAGCUGCUCGACUCGAGGCCCAGCGAAAGAAGGAGGAAGAAGAGGCCGCGGCUUACGAGGCCAACAUGAAGGAGUUGGAGCGCAAGGCCGAAGAGGAAGAACUAGCCCGUGAAAAGGAAAAGGCUGAAGGUGCAUCAGGAGAUGAAUCCAGCAAGAAACUCUUCGCUGAGCUCAAGCCCAAUCCAUUCGGUACGCCUGCUUCUGUUGACAGCCCCGCUGGUCCGACAACGCCCGCCGAAAGCGGAACAGCUACGCCAGUCUCGGACGUGUCAAUGCCUCCUCCUGCAAAGGCUCCUGGUCGUCGCACCAAGGCUGCCGAGCUCACUCUCGAUACCAAGAAGCCUGUGGAGCCACCCGAGCCAAGUGCAACGCUGAAAGCCCUGCAGUCUGCCAAGAAGCUUGGUGAUAUCUCCAAGGUUGUUUAUCCGUCAGAUAUCGCAUCGCCCAACCCUGCACUGAACGCAAACGCCCCGGCCGAUCGCGGUUUCAAGUACAAUAAAGAGUUCCUACUCCAGUUUCAGAGUGUAUUCAAAGAGAAGCCGACUCUUGACUGGGAUGCUCGCAUUCGGGAUGCGUUGGGCGAUGGAGACGCUUCGGCGAGACCGAGUGCAUCGGCCAGGACUCCUUCGGGCAUGGGUAACCGCAGUGCUUCAGCCCGCGGACCUCCUCCUAUGAGCAAUUUUGGGCCCAUGGGCACGUUUGGUGGCGGAGUUAAUAGAUCAACCCUCCCACCAGGUACGACUUCAGAGCAACGCUUCGCUGCAUCGAACGCCGCCAUGAGGAGUGGAGCCAUGGCGACGAAUCCCUUUGCUCAAUUCGGACGGCCUGGAGGUCAGAUGCCGCCUUCCAUGGGUGGCCGAACGCCCUCUAACAACCCUCUGGGACCUAUCCCUGGCUCUCCUCGCGUUGGUGGUGCAAGUCGUGGGGGCUCGCGUGCUGAGAGCAAGCGCGCAAAGCAGAAUGCUAAGCAACAUCAAGAAGAAAACAAAUCCAUGCCUCUUACUGCUGGCAUGUCUAUCACAGCUCUCGAGACCUCAGCGACUGGAUGGAAACCAAGGAGCCUCGUGCAGACCAUCGUUUCCGGGCCUGCUCCCGGUGGUGAAGGCUUAAUGGACCCCGAGACUGUGCAACGCAAGACCAAGGCGCUGUUGAACAAGAUGACGCCCGAGAAAUUCGACAGAAUCUCGGAUCAGAUCUUGGAGAUCGCGGCUCAAUCUAAACACGAAAAGGACGGUCGAACACUACGUCAAGUUAUCCAGCUCACUUUUGAAAAGGCCACUGAUGAAGCUCACUGGGCAGGCAUGUACGCCUCGUUCUGCCGACGCAUGCUGGAGAGCAUGAGUCCGGACAUCAGAGACGAAGGGAUCAAGGACAAGAACGGCAAUGUCGUGACAGGUGGUAAUCUGUUCCGGAAAUACCUCCUCAACCGUUGUCAAGAAGAGUUUGAACGCGGCUGGAAGGUCAAUCUGCCUCCCCGACCGGAGGGAGAAUCCGAAGAGGCCGUCAUGCUAUCGGACGAGUAUUAUAUUGCAGCAGCUGCCAAGCGCCGCGGUCUCGGUCUGGUCAAAUUCAUCGGUGAAUUGUUCAAGUUGUCCAUGUUGACCGAACGAAUCAUGCACGAGUGUGUCAAGAAGCUCGUGGAUUACGAAGGCACCCCGGAUGAAGCCGAAAUUGAAAGCUUGACCAGCUUGCUGCGGACAGUUGGCAAACAGCUUGAUAACCCCGAGAGCAAGGCACAAGGACGAAUGGACCUUUAUUUCGAGCGCAUCAAGUCCAUGAUAGACAUCCCGGAUCUUCCCAGCCGUCUCAGAUUUAUGCUUAUGGAUGUCGUUGAUCUACGGGCCAAGGGAUGGGCGUCCAAGGAAGACAAUAAAGGCCCUAAGACCAUCACCGAGAUUCGUGAAGAGGCAGAACGCCAGGCGCGUGAGGACGAGCUCCGGAGACUUGCGACCCAGUCCGGUGGUCGUGGAGGCGGAGGUCGGAUGCCAAUGGGACGUGGCGAUGCACGAAGUUUCAGCGGCUUCGGAGGACAAGUUCCGCCUCCUGACACGUCAAACCGAGUGGGUUCCGAUGACCUUCGAAAACUUGGUAACCGUAACGCUCGCCACCCCAGCCAUACGUCUGGUCCCGGUCCAUUGGGACCACCCAGCCUGAUGGGCGGGCGUACCAACAGUGGGCGUCGUGGGCUCGGACCGGGUGGUCUUUUGGGGCGAGGAGAUGACAGUGCUACAAGCAGCCGAACAGGAACACCUCCGGCUCAGAAAGACAAGGAGAAGAAGGAUGAGUCUAGCACAAAUGCUUUCAGUGCUCUUGCCGCUCUCGAGAAUGACGGACCUGGAUCGCCACCAUCUAAUCCCGCAUCACCCCCCGUGCAAAAGUCGCAGCCAAGCAUCGAACGAGAACGAUCGAGGUCACCGGACAAAAGCGCCGAGUGA
Molecule: messenger RNA, 4605 nt
Organism: Fonsecaea multimorphosa CBS 102226
Lineage: Eukaryota; Fungi; Ascomycota; Eurotiomycetes; Chaetothyriales; Herpotrichiellaceae
Exons: 3
Coding region: 1-4605 (1534 amino acids)
Cellular component (GO): eukaryotic translation initiation factor 4F complex
Molecular function (GO): translation initiation factor activity; mRNA binding; protein binding
Source: RefSeq, a predicted model, not a curated record